Messenger RNA from Sitophilus oryzae (rice weevil), 909 nucleotides. RefSeq lists its product as uncharacterized. Bases 37 to 549 code for a protein of 170 amino acids. The record is from RefSeq and is a predicted model, not a curated record. The transcript has 2 exons. Lineage: Eukaryota; Metazoa; Arthropoda; Insecta; Coleoptera; Curculionidae.
AAAGCAGCUCUGUAAGUUUAUUGAUAAAUAAUCAGCAUGGCUGCAAAGAACUGUAAUAUCGAUUAUUUUUGGCGAAACUACAAUGGAGAAAUUCCUGCCGAUGCCUAUUCUCCAGGAAUUGAUGAAAAAGGUGUAAUAACUUAUAUUGGCCAGGCGUUCAUAGAAGAAAGACCUGGGGUAUAUCCUACAGCAAUACGACCAGGAAAACCCAUAAUCACUUCCAUAGAUGGACCAAGAGAAGUCAGCAAUUUUGUACAGAUCCUGUGUACCAAACAUGCUGGAUGUUUCAAAUGGCUCCAAACUGAUGCUACUAAUCUUCACAAGGUCACAAAAAACCACCAUCCUAUUAUAGCGGGCAUAGAAGAAGGGGGCCAUCUAUACAUCGGCAAACUAACAAAGGACGGUGAAAUGAUCAUUGGAAAAAUCCUAGCUGGCCAUACGUUCAAUGCUAUGAUGUGGUUUCCGCACAAAAAUUGUGAGCAUUGUGCCAGUUCUUUUGAGGUUCUGAUUUUUGACAGUGAUAAUUUCGAAAACGUGGACUUAAAAUAAAAUAUAUUUUAAGUUUAUGAACGUAGCUUAUCGCUUAAGUAUUACAGUAAGUGAGUAAAUAUGAAACAUUCUGGAUGUUAAAUUAAAUAGUGUUAUUGUGGUAUUAUUAUCUUAUAUUAUACCUAUAUAGUGAAAAUAAAUAGUAUUAUUAUCUUAUAAUAUUAUAUUAUACCUUUUAUAUUAAGUACGCAAACCCAUGUGUACUACGCAAACCCAUGUGUUCACUGUUUACUAUUAUUUACCAUUUACUAUUAACCAAUGUUUGACAUAUUCAGCAAAUAUUUCGAUUGCUUUUAAGUUUCUAGAGUAUAAUUUUUGAUUCAUUAUCUUCAGCUGUUUUAUAUUUCAUUAAAAUGUUUU